CUUAAAGAGAGGUCAUAUAAAUUAGCUGCAAGAAGAGUGAUUGUGUCUUUUGGAAGAAUCAAUUAUCGGCGGAGAGUAGUCUUCCUCUCGUGACGAAAAUGGGAGUUUUCAGGUUUCACCAGUACCAGGUUGUGGGAAGAGCCCUUCCGACAGAGAAGGAUGUGCAGCCUAAGAUUUACAGGAUGAAGCUUUGGGCCACGAACGAGGUUCGUGCCAAGUCCAAGUUCUGGUACUUCUUGAGGAAGCUGAAGAAGGUGAAGAAGAGCAAUGGACAGAUGCUUGCCAUCAACGAGAUCUUUGAGAAGAACCCAACAAAGAUCAAGAACUUCGGAAUCUGGCUGAGGUACCAGAGCCGUACAGGUUACCACAACAUGUACAAGGAGUUCCGUGACACAACAUUGAACGGAGCGGUGGAGCAAAUGUACACUGAGAUGGCGUCGAGACACAGAGUGAGGUUCCCAUGCAUCCAGAUCAUCAAGACAGCCACUGUCCCAGCCGCACUCUGCAAGAGAGAGAGCACGAAGCAGUUUCACAACAGCAAGAUCAAGUUCCCCUUGGUCUUCAGGAAGGUUAGACCUCCCACCAGAAAGCUCAAGACCACCUACAAGGCCUCCAAGCCCAACUUGUUCAUGUAGAAGCUCUCCUAAAGGUAUUCUUGACUUAUCAAACUUUCUGAGAGAUUCGAAGUUGCUCUGUCUUUUUUCUUUCGUAUUUUAAUUUUGCGGGUAGAAGAUCCUUAUAAGUAUUACAAUGCUGGAUGUUGUUGUUUUCUUUUCUGGAUUAUUUUGUUUAUCCUUUUUAGUUGGUACUCGUGAGACUUCAACAAAAAAAAUUAAAUUUUCUGGAUGUUAGUGUUCUCGCUACAAGUUUUCCUAAUUUCUGCGUGCAUUGAUAAAAAGUUAAAUUGUUAACUUUUUCUUCAUCUGUAUUCGUCCCAAAGAAAAGCUUUUUGUUUGAUAAAAUAAGUCUGGCGACAAAUAUAUAAAAUGUGACAAAACG
This is a messenger RNA of Thlaspi arvense, 999 nucleotides long. The record is from the annotation of a GenBank genome assembly. Lineage: Eukaryota; Viridiplantae; Streptophyta; Magnoliopsida; Brassicales; Brassicaceae.